AUGAGGUGCCACUGGGUUAUUUUUGCAUCACAUUUUAUUCUGCUCCAACUGGGAGUAUGGUGCAAGCCGGUCAUCUCCCCCAACGGGCCUCACAUAGUAGUUCCCAAGAAGGGGAAGCUUGAGCUGCGUUGCCACGAAAAUGCCACAACAUCCAGUGCUCCAUUCAGGUUGAGGUGGCAAUGGGAGAGGGCUCGCAGACUGGAAGGGGAGGUGGAGGAGGGCGGAGUGGCUUAUGUCAAGGUGCCGGCGGUUCAAGCCUACCACAUGGGCCGUUACGUGUGCAUCAACAACAGCACACAGGAACGCAGCUCCAUCUAUGUAUAUGUGAAAGACCCCCAGAAUGCCUUCCAGCGCACCAUGGUGAACAACAUCCUGGUGCGUGCAGGUGAGAAUUGCACCAUACCCUGUCUUGUGACCGACCCUGAGGUCACCCUCCUAGAUUUGGAGAGCUGUGAUGGACAACCUUUGCCCUCUGGUAUGAGUUACCACAGCAACCCUCAGCAAGGCGUCAUCAUCAGCAAUGCUAGAAAAGAGUUUGAAGGCUGUUACGUAUGUGUGGGAAGGCUUGGAGGAGAGAAGGUGAGGUCGUGCAAGUACACCAUGGAUGUACGACUAGUUCCAGAGGCGCCUCCAGUCAUCACACUGUCCCAGAAAAACACUGUCAUCUUGAGGAGAGGAGAGAAGUUUGAGCUCACCUGUAGCUCCACCAACGUCAACCCAGACUUCAAUCUCAAGUGGAGCUUCCCUUCAACAGCGCAUCCUGUUGAAGCCCAUACCUCGAACAUCUUGCCUGGUUCGCGUGGUUAUCUACGGGCCACCUCACUCUCGAUCAGAGCUGUCAACCAAUCAGAUUCAGGCACCUACCGCUGCUCUGCCCACAAUGAGAGAGGAACCAGUGCCACAGCACUGCAGCUGGAUGUCCGCAAUCAGGGGUUUAUCUCCAUGUCAGGAAGCACAAGUCCAGUCCAGGCCGAGGUGAGAGAAGGGGAGAGUCUGAGUCUCAGAGUAGAGUUUCAUGCCUAUCCUGCACCCAGAUCCCUGUUCUGGUCGUACGAUGGCAAGCGACUUCUCAACACCACAGAGCAUGUUAUCACUGUCCACCAGCGCAAAUACAGAUACGUCAGCGAGCUGAGACUAGUGAGGGUUCUUGGCUCAGAGGGCGGGAUCUAUCAGUUCUCAGCCAGUCAUGAGGAUGCAUCUGUCAAUCAUUUAUUCCAUGUAUAUGUCAACAGUAAGCCAGUUAUCAUCGCUCAGGAAGGGCCAGUUGAUGGACAGGUGCGGUGCAUCGCUGCUGGUUACCCAGUCCCUAAAAUCAGCUGGUACUUCUGUGAGCUGCCCCACACAAGGUGCUCACACCUGCCCAAUGCCACCCAAUGGGAGAGUCUGGAGGUCACCAUGGUGACAGAGUCCGCAUUUGGUAGGAGUGAGGUGGAGAGCCGACUGAACGUCAGCAAGGAACACAAGCACUACCACACGUUGGAGUGUGUGGCAUCGACAGAGAGGGAAGAAGCCUACACCCUGUUCUCCAUCAGUGAGCGCGUUGUCCCCCAUAAACUCUUCACCCCUCUUUUAACCGGCAUGGUGGUUACUGGCGUCUUGCUCAGCCUCAUUCUGAUGGUGCUGCUCUAUAAAUACAUGCAGAAACCUAAGUUCCAAAUCCAGUGGAAGGUCAUCGAGAGUAUCCAUGGCAACAACUACAUUUAUAUUGACCCCACGCAGCUCCCGUAUGACUCAAAAUGGGAGUUUCCUCGACAGAAACUACGCUUCGGUAAAACUCUGGGCUCUGGGGCUUUUGGAAAGGUAGUGAGGGCCACAGCUUAUGGACUCUGCUCUGCUGACACUGUGUCAACCGUCGCCGUGAAGAUGCUCAAACCCAAUGCUCACUCCACGGAGAAGGAGGCACUGAUGUCAGAGCUGAAGGUUCUCAGUUACCUCGGAAACCACGUGAACAUUGUGAACCUGCUGGGAGCGUGCACUGUCGGAGGCCCAAUUUUGGUAAUCACAGAAUACUGUUGCUAUGGCGACCUCCUCAACUUCCUGCGCAGAAAAAGAGAGUCGUUCAUAAACUCCCAAGUCGAUGAUGGUUACUAUCGCAACGUCUUUAAGCAGAGCGAGACUGCAAGCAAUGAAGUAACUGGCACUGGAUAUAUGCCCAUGCGUCCCUCCGAGAAAGAAAGGUCUUCCCAGUCAGACGAUAUCGAUGAGCUGUCUCUGGACGCUGAAGAUCUCCUCAGCUUUUCCUAUCAGGUGGCCAAAGGAAUGGAGUACAUCACUUCCAAGAAUUGUAUCCACAGGGAUCUUGCAGCCAGAAACAUUCUGCUGACUCACGGCAGGGUGGCGAAGAUCUGUGACUUUGGGUUAGCACGAGACAUCACCACUGAUGCCAGCUAUGUGCUCCGAGGCAAUGCUCGUCUGCCUGUCAAAUGGAUGUCUCCCGAGAGUAUUUUCGACUGCGUCUACACCUUUGAGAGUGACGUUUGGUCCUACGGUAUCCUGCUCUGGGAAAUCUUCUCUCUGGGUAACAGCCCGUACCCGGGGAUGCAGGUGGGCUCAGCGUUUUAUAGGAUGAUCCAAGAGGGUCAAAGGAUGAACAGGCCGGAGUAUGCUCCCACUGAGAUGUAUGAAAUAAUGCUGUCUUGUUGGAACCACGACCCUUUGAAAAGACCUUCUUUCAGGAAACUGGUGGAGAGGACUGAACUGCUGCUGUCAGAAAAAACCAAGAAUGUGUACUUAACACUGAGCAAUGCUCCAGGUCCUCCAGAUCAACAGAGGGCGCCAUCACGGAGGCUGAGCUCAGUCUGCAGCACUACAGCCCCCACCCAGCCUUUACUGCAGAGCACUGCUGACGUCUUCCAGGACUAUAUUUGA
Molecule: messenger RNA, 2868 nt
Organism: Scomber japonicus (chub mackerel)
Lineage: Eukaryota; Metazoa; Chordata; Actinopteri; Scombriformes; Scombridae
Gene: kitb
Product: KIT proto-oncogene, receptor tyrosine kinase b
Exons: 21
Coding region: 1-2868 (955 amino acids)
Biological process (GO): positive regulation of cell migration; Fc receptor signaling pathway; multicellular organism development
Cellular component (GO): signaling receptor complex
Molecular function (GO): cytokine binding; transmembrane receptor protein tyrosine kinase activity; ATP binding
Source: RefSeq, a predicted model, not a curated record